This is a messenger RNA of Coniosporium apollinis CBS 100218, 1629 nucleotides long. RefSeq lists its product as uncharacterized. The transcript has 3 exons. NCBI's taxonomy places the organism in Eukaryota, Fungi, Ascomycota, Dothideomycetes. The record is from RefSeq and is a predicted model, not a curated record. The coding region runs from base 1 to 1629 and encodes 542 amino acids. Gene Ontology annotation, molecular function: iron ion binding; monooxygenase activity; heme binding.
AUGGAGAUCUCCAAGAAGGCGUUGUUCCUUGUGUCUACUGUCAUAGCCCUGUUGUUGAGCCGUUAUGCGGAAGCAUAUACUAUUCGACAUUCCGCAGUUUGGACUACCAUAGCCAUCUAUACCGUCCUGCUAUCAGCAUCUUCAACAUGGAGCAUCGUUCUGUAUCCAACAUUCUUCAGUCCGCUGCGGGACAUUCCUAAGCCUUCAGGAGGCUCGAUCUUCAUGGGCCACUUUUUCAAAAUAAUGAGGGAACCAGCAGGUGAACCUCAAAGACAAUGGGUGCAAGAAGUGCCAAACGACGGCAUUAUACGAUAUCAGUUUGCUUUCAACGACGAGCGGGUCUUGCUUACGUCGCCUAAAGCGCUUGCAGAAGUGCUAGUCACCAAGAAUUAUGAGUUCAUUAAGCCAAAGCGGCUCAGAGAAGGCAUCGGACAGAUUCUAGGCAUUGGUAUACUGCUGGCUGAGGGCGAUGAGCACAAACGGCAACGAAAGAACCUCAUGCCAGCAUUCUCAUUCCGCCACGUUAAAGACCUCUAUCCAGUCUUUUGGUCCAAAUCUCGCGAAGUCACUGAAGCGAUGACAAAAGCCAUCCAAGAGCCCUCCACGGACGAGAAGCCCAAUUCCGUCCUCGAGAUCAGCACUUGGGCUUCUCGAGUCACGCUCGACAUUAUCGGGGUUGCCGGCAUGGGCCAAGACUUCAACGCUGUGCAAGACCCCAACAACGAGCUGUAUCAAACCUACCGCAACAUCUUCUCGCAAUCUGGCAGCGCACGCGUCCUGGGGAUGCUGGGCUUCAUACUCCCUCUGUGGUUCCUGCGCGCACUCCCGGUCAAGCGCAACCAAGAGGUGAUGGAAGCCUCCAAGGUGAUUAAGCGGACAGCUUACGAUAUGAUCCAAGCGAAGAAGCAGAAGCUCGAGAAGGCCGAGCGCACCGACGUUGACAUCCUCUCCGUAGCGCUUGAAUCCGGCGGCUUCACCGACGAGGAUCUCGUCAAUCAACUCAUGACGUUCCUCGCCGCGGGCCACGAGACCACCGCCUCCUCCCUGACCUGGGCUGUCUACCUGCUCUGCCGGCAUCCAGACGUGCAGCGCCGGUUACGGGAGGAAAUCAGAAGCGGCUUACCCUCGAUCAGCGACCCAGCAGCACAGGUCUCUUCCACAGACAUCGAUCGCCUGCCGUAUCUCAACGCCGUCUGCAACGAGGUCCUCCGCGUCUUCUCGCCCGUUGGACUCACCCUACGAGCAGCGGCGAACGACAGCACGAUCCUCGGCCACUUCAUCCCCAAGGAUACCACCAUCAUCAUCUCGCCGUGGGCCGUCAAUGUCAGCAAAGAGCUCUGGGGCGACGAUGCGCUAGAGUUCAACCCGGAGCGCUGGCUUGGGCCCGGCAGAGCUAAUACGGGAGGGGCGGAUAGUAACUAUUCGUUCUUGACGUUCUUGCAUGGGCCGAGGAGUUGCAUUGGGCAGGGGUUUGCGAAGGCAGAGUUUGCGUGCUUGGUCGCGGCUUGGGCGGGGAGGUUUGAGAUGCAGUUGGAGAAGGAGGACUAUGUGCUGGAGAUCGGGGGUGGGAUUACGAGUAAGCCGAAGGGAGGGUUGAAUGUUAGGCUGACAGCCAUUGAGGGCUGGUAA